CCAAGGAGCCAGCGGAGGGACAGCAACAGGAGCACUGGGCGCUGCGGCCAACGUGGGCAGGGAGUGGAGCAGACACAGCAGAACUUGAAUUUUGCAUACCAGUCACCAACAAUGAACAGCCACACCUCUCCUCCUUGUGACACCUUGGUCCCCAAGGGCAUGAAGCUGAUCACCAUCCCCAAGACAGUGAAGGCUGUUCAGGGAACUGAGAUUCCCCCUGGGCCCCAGCCUGUAGCAGUGCAGGCCAAGAGCAUUACAGGGGUAUUUGUGGAGGUCUCAGGUGAGAUCCAUUGCAUCUAUGGGGCAAUGAAGCAGGGCCUUCUGCCCAGUGGACUCGGGCUGGCUCUACUGGAGGUACAGGCAGCCACUGGGGGUUUGUUGGACCCCACCAAGGGUCAGCUGCUCUCUGUAUCUGAGGCCUUGCAUCAGGGCCUGGUAGGCCUAGAGCUGAAGGAGAAGCUGCUGACUGCAGAGCGUGCAGUCACUGGCUACCCUGACCCCUAUGGGGGAGGGAAGCUGGCCCUCUUCCAGGCCAUUGGGAAGGAGGUUGUGGAUGCAGCCCUAGGGAGGAGCUGGCUAGAAGCCCAGCUAGCCACUGGAGGGCUGGUGGACCCCAGCCAGGGUGUGUGCAUACCCCCAGAACUGGCCUGCCAGCAGGGCCUCCUAGACCAGAAGACAUGGAAGGACCUACUGGAGUGGCAUCCUGGUCCUGGAGCCCCUGGUUUCCUGGACCCCAACACACUGGAGCGGCUGCCCUACCGGGAGCUUCUGGGCAGGUGUGUGCCAGACCCCAGCACUGGGCUGCCUCUGCUGCCCCUCAAGACCAUAUUCCACACCCUGGGUGGGGCAGUGAGUUCCACCGAGCUGCUGGAAGCUGGGAUCCUGGACAGAGACACGGUCCAGGGCCUGCAGGAGGGCAGACUCAGAGCCCUAGAUGUGGGUGCAAACCCAGAAGUUCGGGGCUAUCUACAAGGCACAGGCGGCAUGGCCGGGGUUGUCCUGCUGCCCACAGGCCAUAAGAAGAGCCUCUUCCAGGCAGUAACAGAACAUCUGAUUCCUGAAGGCACCGCUCUCAUGCUCCUCGAGGCUCAGGCUGCUACUUGCACACUGCUGGACCCAGCCACCGGCCAGCAGCUGGGAGUGGAUGAGGCAGUCAGGGUGGGUCUGGUGGGUCCAGAGCUCCAUGGGCAGCUCCUAGUAGCCGAGCAGGCAGUGACAGGAUACCAUGACCCCUUCAGUGGUGCCUGUAUAACCCUCUUCCAGGCCAUGAAGAAGAAGUUGGUGGACAAGCCUCUGGCACUGAGACUCUUGGAUGCCCAGCUAGCCACAGGGGGGCUGGUGAGCCCAGCCCGGAGACUCCGGUUGCCCCUGGAGGCUGCCCUGCGCUUUGGCUGCCUAGAUGAGGAGACCCAUCAGCACCUCCUGCAGGCCAGCGGCUUCUUGGACCCCAAUACACAGGACAAGCUUGGCUACAGGCAGCUGCUGUCCUGCUGUGUCACUGACCCAGAGACUGGGCUGGCCUUCCUGCCUCUCACAAGGGCAGCCCAGGACAAGGAGCCUGAGGCCCCCGUGCUCAUUGAGAACAGCACCCGGCAGGCCCUGAGUGCCGCCAUCACCACCAUUUCUGUGGGCAAGUUCCAGGGCCGGCCUGUGUCCCUCUGGGAGCUGCUAUUCUCUGAGGCCAUCCCUGUGGCACAGAGGGUGGUACUGGCUCAGCAACACAAGGAAGGGUUAUUGUCCUUGGAAGAGCUGACAGCUGAACUGAAAACCACCAUUGAGCAGGCAGCAGCCGCAGCCCAGGUCACCUUCACAGGGCUGAGGGUGGCGGUGACACCAGGAGAGCUACUGAAAGCAGAGAUCAUCAACCGGGAUGUGUAUGAGCAGUUGGAGCGGGGCCAGACCACGGCCCAGGAUGUGGGUAGCCUGGACACAGUGCACAAGUACCUGCAGGGCACCGGAUGUAUCUCAGGGCUGCUGCUGCCUGACUCCCAGGAACGGCUCAGCAUAUAUGAGGCCCGCCGGCAAGGGCUCCUGCGGCCUGGCACAGCUCUCAUUCUCCUGGAGGCACAGGCCGCCACUGGCUUUGUCAUUGACCCCAAAGAGAACAAGAGGUACUCUGUGGAGGAGGCACUACGGGCUGGCAUCGUGGGGGCUGAUGUAUUCUCAAAGCUACUGUCUGCAGAGCGCGCCGUCACCGGCUACACUGACCCCUACUCCGGGGAGCAGAUCUCCCUCUUCCAGGCCAUGAAGCGUGACUUGAUCGUGCAUGACCACGGCAUCCGCCUGCUGGAGGCCCAGAUCGCCACAGGGGGCGUCAUCGACCCCGUGCACAGCCACCGAGUGCCCGUGGAUGUGGCCUACAGGCGCGGCUACUUCGACGAGGACAUGAACCGUGUGCUGGCCGACCCCAGCGAUGACACCAAGGGCUUCUUCGACCCCAACACGCACGAGAACCUCACCUACAUGCAGCUGCUGGAGCGCUGUGUGCAGGACCCUGAGACAGGGCUCUACCUGCUGCCACUCAGCAGUGCAAAGCCCCAACUGGUAGAUGAUGCCACCCGCCAGGCCUUCCAGAGCCUGAUGUUGUCAGUGAAGUACGGGCGCUUUCGGGGACAUAGGAUCUCCGCCUGGGAACUGGUCAACUCCGAGUAUUUCAGUGAGGCCCAGAGGAGACAGCUGCUGCAGAGCUUCCGGCUGCGGCAGGUGUCCCUGGAGCAGGUAGCCCAGCAGCUACAGAGGGAGGCAGCCCAGUGGGCAAACAUAACACUGCCUGCGCUCCGGGGCCAGGUCACUGCCUACCAGCUCCUGGAGGCCUGCAUCAUUGACCAGGAGCUCUUUGAGCAGGUGCUAGUGGGGGCAGUCACUCCCGAGGAGCUCCUCCACAGGGAUACAGUGCAGAGGUACCUGCGGGGCUCUGGGGCAGUGGGCGGUGUGCUGCUGCAGCCUUCCAACCAGCCACUCAGCCUCUACCAGGCCAUGAAGGAGAAGCUGCUGGCACCAGGGGUGGCCUUGGCACUGCUGGAGGCCCAGGCAGCUACUGGGACCAUCCUGGACCCCCGCAGCCAGGAAGCUCUGUCUGUGGAAGAGGCCGUGCAUAGGGAGCUGGUGGGCCCAGAGCUGUAUGCCAGGCUGCAGAGGGCCGAGGAUGCUGUCACUGGCUUCAGAGACCCCUUCUCUGGGAAGCAGGUGUCUGUGUUCCAAGCCAUGAAGAAGGGCCUUGUCUCUGCAGAGCAGGCUGCCCGUCUCCUGGAUGCCCAGGUGGCAACUGGAGGUGUCAUAGACCCCAGUGGUCACUAUCACCUCCCCCUGGCUGUGGCCACCCAGCGUGGCUACAUCGACCAGGACAUGGAGACUGCCUUGCACAGCUCAGCUGAUACCUUCCCCACACCUGACGGCCGGGGCCACACCAGCUAUGCCCAGCUGCUCCAGCAGUGUGUGCUGGACCAGGGCUCCGGCCUGCACCUCCUGCCCCUGCCAGAGAACAAGCCCUCUCUUCCCACUGACCAGCAGGUACAGGACACCCUGCAGGCCAUGAGGGGCACAGAGGAUGGCACCUCACUCUGGGAGCUCCUUAGUUCUUGCUACUUCACUGAGGAGCAGCGACAACGCUUCGUGGAAGACUUCCGGGUGGGGAAGACCAAAGUGAAGCAGCUCCAGACUGCCGUAUGCAAGUGGGUACAGGUGGCAGAGCUGCUGGCAUGGACCCGUGUCUCAGUGCCUGGACCCCGGGGCCCAGUGCCUGCCUCCUGGCUGUUGGAUACUGGUAUUAUCACCCAGGAGACCCUGGCAGCACUGGCCCAGGGUAGGCAGUCACCUGAGGAGGUGGCAGAGCUGCCAGUAGUUAAAGCCUACCUGUGGGGCACAGGGUGUGUGGCUGGGGUACUGCUGAGGCCAUCAGGGACAGUGGUGAGCAUCACUCAGGCUGUGAAGGAUGGGCUCUUGCCUGAAGGCCUGGGGAGGAGACUUCUGCAGGCCCAAGUGUCAGCUGGCUCCCUCAUUGACCCUCUGACCAACCAGAAGCUGUCAGUGGAAGGCGCAGUCAAAGCUGGCCUGGUGAGCAGGGCACAGAGUGAGCAGCUCUUACAGGCUGAGAAGGCUGUGGCUGGAUACACAGACCCCUACUCAGGGGGAUGCCUCUCACUGUGGCAAGCCAUGGAGAAGGGGCUGGUGCCCCAGAGCGAGGGCUUCCCACUCCUACAGGUGCAGCUGGCCACAGGAGGUGUGGUGGACCCAGCCCAUGGGGUACGGCUACCCCGGGAGGCAGCUUGUCGGCUCGGCCUCUUAGAUGCACAGACCAUGCAGUUGCUGACCUCUGAGGAUGAGAGCUGCAAGUUCUUCUUUGACCCUAACACACAGGACAAGCUGACAUACCAGCAGCUUAAGGAACACUGCAUCCAGGAUGCCAACACAGGUCUGUGGCUUCUGCCACUGUCAGAGGACACAGCCAUGAAGCUGGAUGAGCACACAGCAGUAGCACUGAGAGCCAUGAAGGUGCCUGUGGGUCUGGGGCGCUUCCAGGGACACAGCGUGUCACUCUGGGACCUGCUACACUCAGAGUACGUGGUGGCCAGCAAGCGGCGGGAGCUGGCUGCACUCUGCCAGUCUGGGAGAGCUACAGCACUGCGGCAGGCAGUCAGUGCCAUUCUAGAGCUGGUCCAGGCCGCCGAGAAGCAGCCCUCGCAGGCCACUUUCAAAGGGCUUCGAAAGCAGGUGUCUGCAGGUGACCUGUUCAGGUCCCAACUGAUCGACAAGAAGACCCUGGAUGAGCUGAAUCAGGGGAAAAGGACAGUGAAGGAGGUGACAGAGAUGGACAAUGUAAAGCGGUUUUUAGAAGGGGGUAACUUCAUUGCCGGGGUCCUUGUGCAGACCACUAAAGAGAAGAUGAGCAUAUCCGAGGCAUUAAGGAGACAAGUGCUGCGGCCUGGCACAGCCCUGGUACUGCUGGAGGCACAGGCUGCCACCGGCUUUCUCAUUGACCCUGUGAAGAACCGGAAGCUGACGGUGGAAGAGGCCUUUGCAGAAGGCAUGUUUGGAAAGGAAACAUACCAAAAGCUGCUAUCUGCCGAGCGAGCCGUCACCGGCUACACUGACCCCUACUCUGGGGAGCAGAUCUCCCUCUUCCAGGCCAUGAAGCGUGACCUGAUCGUGCACGACCAUGGCAUCCGCCUGCUGGAGGCCCAGAUCGCCACGGGGGGCAUCAUUGACCCCGUGCACAGCCACCGAGUGCCCGUGGACGUGGCCUACAAGCGCGGCUACUUCGACGAGGACAUGAACCGUGUGCUGGCCGACCCCAGUGAUGACACCAAGGGCUUCUUCGACCCCAACACGCACGAGAACCUCACCUACAUGCAGCUGCUGGAGCGCUGUGUGCGGGACCCUGACACGGGGCUCUACAUGCUGCAAAUUGUGAAAAAAGGAGAGGCAUACAUGUACAUCGAUGAAGCCACAAGGCAGGCUCUGCAAUCCCAGACGGUCAGGAUGCACAUGGGAAGGUUUGCCAAUCAGACGGUUUCUGUCUGGGACAUACUGUCUUCUCCAUACUUCUCAGAGGACAGAAAAUGUGCACUAGUACAGGAGUACAAAGCUCAGCAAAUAAGCAUAGAGCAGCUGCUGAAGAUCAUCACAGCAAUGGUCGAAGAAACAGAGAAGCAAAGCCAAGUUAUAAAGGUGGCAGCUGUGAGUGGGGAGGUGACAGCAGCAGAGCUGUUCAACUCUGGCAUCAUUGAUAAGAAGAUCCUGGAUGAGCUGCACAUGACAGGCUCAGGGUUACAGGACCUCAGGCAACUGGAGCAUGUGAAGACCUAUUUGGAAGGCAAGGGCUGCAUUGCAGGGGUGAUCAUACCGACCACAGGAGAGGUCAUGAGCUUCUAUGAAGCCAGCAAGAAGGGACUCAUCCCGGAGGGGAUCACAGCUCAGCUACUGGAGGCACAGGUGGCGACAGGGUUUCUGCUAGACCCUCGAAGCUCCAAGAGAUUGAGAGUUGAGGAAGCCGUGGAAGCCGGCCUAGUAGGAAGAGUACUGCGGGAAAGGUUGCUGUAUGCAGAGAGAGCUGCCAUGGGAUAUGUGGACCCAGGCACGAAACACACACUCUCACUGUUUGAAGCGAUGGAGAAAAAGCUGGUCAGGCGAGACCAGGCACUCAAACUACUGGAGGUGCAGGUGGCCACAGGAGGCAUCAUUGACCCAGUGCACCACCACCGGCUACCACUAGAUAUUGCAUGCAUGCGUGGUUAUCUGAACCAGGACACCUAUCUAUUGGUGUCAGAUCAGCAGCGAAUAAAUAAGAGGUUUCAGGACCCAAACAUGAAGGAGAAGGUCACAUAUAAGGAACUACAAGAGAGGAGCCAGAUGGACAAAAAUACAGGCUGGAUGUUGUUCCCGGUGGUUAGUGACUCUAAGGAUAUCAGGACCAUUGAUGAAGCCACAAGAAAGGCCUUGAAGGCUGAACUGAUUGAUGUGCCAGUGGGCAGGUACCGGGGCCAGAAGCUAUCACUGUGGGAACUACUCAACUCAGAGUAUGUGACAGAAGACAAAAAGAUAGAGUUGGUACACAGGUACAAGAGAGAUACAGCACUGGAACUUGAAAAGAUAAUACAGAUUGUUGUUGGGUUAAUAGAAGAAAAAGAAAAAAGCAAUAAACAAUUAUGGUUCCGAGGGAUUAGAAGACAAGUCAGUGCAUCCGAACUAGCUAAUGCUGGCAUUAUCUCACAAGAGACCCUCCAAGAGCUGAAACAGGGAGAGAGAACUUUGAAUGAAAUUGACAAGAGAGAGGAGGUCAGGCGCUACCUGCAGGGCACGAGCUGCAUCGCGGGCGUGCUGGUGCCCGGGCAGGACGGCUCGGGCCGGCCCGAGAAGAUGAGCAUCUACCAGGCCAUGUGGAAGGGCGUGCUGCGGCCCGGCACGGCCCUGGUGCUGCUGGAGGCGCAGGCGGCCACGGGCUUCGUCGUGGACCCCGUGGGCAACCAGAGGCUGUCGGUGGAGGAGGCCGUGGCCGCGGGCCUGGUGGGCGGGGAGAUCCGGGACAAGCUGCUGUCGGCCGAGCGAGCCGUCACCGGCUACACUGACCCCUACUCCGGGGAGCAGAUCUCCCUCUUCCAGGCCAUGAAGCGUGACCUGAUCGUGCACGACCACGGCAUCCGCCUGCUGGAGGCCCAGAUCGCCACGGGGGGCGUCAUCGACCCCGUGCACAGCCACCGAGUGCCCGUCGACGUGGCCUACAGGCGCGGCUACUUCGACGAGGACAUGAACCGCGUGCUGGCCGACCCCAGCGACGACACCAAGGGCUUCUUCGACCCCAACACGCACGAGAACCUCACCUACAUGCAGCUGCUGCGCCGCUGCGUGCAGGACCCCGACACGGGGCUCUACAUGCUGCAGCUUGCACCCCGGGGCUCUGCCCUGCACCAGCUGAGCGACGAGCUGCGCCAGGCCCUGCGCCAGGCCCGAGUCACCCUGGCCUCGGGCCCCCUGCAGGCCCAGAGCCUCUCGGUCUGGGAGCUGCUCUUCUACCGCGAGGUGUCCGAGAGCCAGAGGCAGGACCUGCUGCGCAGGUACCGGGCCGGGGAGCUCACCGCCCAGGACCUGGGGGCCUCCCUCGCCUCCCUGCUGGCCAGGGCCCAGACCGCCACCGGGAGCCCCGGCGCAGAACCCUCGGACACGCAGGGCGCCCUGCGGGCCGCCACCAUGGAGGUGCGCGUGGGUCCCCUUAGGGGCCCGGCGGUGCCCGUGUGGGAUGUGCUGGCGUCCAGCUACGUGAGCGGCGCCACCCGCCAGCAGCUGCUGGCCCAGUUCAGCUCGGGCAGCCUGGGCCUGCCCUCUCUGACCCGCAGGCUGACCACCAUCAUCGAGGAGGCCGAGACGGAAAAGGACAGUGGGGCCGCUCAAGGCCAAAGGCGGCCCGGUCCCCAGGGGCCAGGGGACGGUCCCUCAGGGUCCUCCUGGGUCAAGACCGAGACCGAGACCGAGUCCGAGUCAGCCAGACGCCAGCAGGAGCAAGCCCUGCGUGCCGCCACCAUGGAGGUGCACGUGGGCCAGUUCCGCGGGCGCACAGUGUCCGUGUGGGACGUGCUCUUCUCCUCCUACCUGAGCCAGGCGCGGCGGGAGGAGCUCCUGGCCCAGCACCAGGCUGGCUCCCUGGGCCUGGAGGGCCUGGUCAGCCUGCUGACGCAGCUCAUCCAGGAGGCCGAGGAGAGGCUGAGCAAGGUGUCCUUCCGGGGCCUGCGGCGCCAGGUGUCCGCCUCUGAGCUGCACACGUCCGGCAUCCUGGGCCCCGACACCCUGCGGGACCUGGCCCAGGGCACCAAGAGCCUGCAGGAGGUGACGGAGAUGGACUCGGUGAAGCGCUACCUGCAGGGCACGAGCUGCAUCGCGGGCGUGCUGGUGCCCGGGCAGGACGGCUCGGGCCGGCCCGAGAAGAUGAGCAUCUACCAGGCCAUGUGGAAGGGCGUGCUGCGGCCCGGCACGGCCCUGGUGCUGCUGGAGGCGCAGGCGGCCACGGGCUUCGUCGUGGACCCCGUGGGCAACCAGAGGCUGUCGGUGGAGGAGGCCGUGGCCGCGGGCCUGGUGGGCGGGGAGAUCCGGGACAAGCUGCUGUCGGCCGAGCGAGCCGUCACCGGCUACACUGACCCCUACUCCGGGGAGCAGAUCUCCCUCUUCCAGGCCAUGAAGCGUGACCUGAUCGUGCACGACCACGGCAUCCGCCUGCUGGAGGCCCAGAUCGCCACGGGGGGCGUCAUCGACCCCGUGCACAGCCACCGAGUGCCCGUCGACGUGGCCUACAGGCGCGGCUACUUCGACGAGGACAUGAACCGCGUGCUGGCCGACCCCAGCGACGACACCAAGGGCUUCUUCGACCCCAACACGCACGAGAACCUCACCUACAUGCAGCUGCUGCGCCGCUGCGUGCAGGACCCCGACACGGGGCUCUACAUGCUGCAGCUUGCACCCCGGGGCUCUGCCCUGCACCAGCUGAGCGACGAGCUGCGCCAGGCCCUGCGCCAGGCCCGAGUCACCCUGGCCUCGGGCCCCCUGCAGGCCCAGAGCCUCUCGGUCUGGGAGCUGCUCUUCUACCGCGAGGUGUCCGAGAGCCAGAGGCAGGACCUGCUGCGCAGGUACCGGGCCGGGGAGCUCACCGCCCAGGACCUGGGGGCCUCCCUCGCCUCCCUGCUGGCCAGGGCCCAGACCGCCACCGGGAGCCCCGGCGCAGAACCCUCGGACACGCAGGGCGCCCUGCGGGCCGCCACCAUGGAGGUGCGCGUGGGUCCCCUUAGGGGCCCGGCGGUGCCCGUGUGGGAUGUGCUGGCGUCCAGCUACGUGAGCGGCGCCACCCGCCAGCAGCUGCUGGCCCAGUUCAGCUCGGGCAGCCUGGGCCUGCCCUCUCUGACCCGCAGGCUGACCACCAUCAUCGAGGAGGCCGAGACGGAAAAGGACAGUGGGGCCGCUCAAGGCCAAAGGCGGCCCGGUCCCCAGGGGCCAGGGGACGGUCCCUCAGGGUCCUCCUGGGUCAAGACCGAGACCGAGACCGAGUCCGAGUCAGCCAGACGCCAGCAGGAGCAAGCCCUGCGUGCCGCCACCAUGGAGGUGCACGUGGGCCAGUUCCGCGGGCGCACAGUGUCCGUGUGGGACGUGCUCUUCUCCUCCUACCUGAGCCAGGCGCGGCGGGAGGAGCUCCUGGCCCAGCACCAGGCUGGCUCCCUGGGCCUGGAGGGCCUGGUCAGCCUGCUGACGCAGCUCAUCCAGGAGGCCGAGGAGAGGCUGAGCAAGGUGUCCUUCCGGGGCCUGCGGCGCCAGGUGUCCGCCUCUGAGCUGCACACGUCCGGCAUCCUGGGCCCCGACACCCUGCGGGACCUGGCCCAGGGCACCAAGAGCCUGCAGGAGGUGACGGAGAUGGACUCGGUGAAGCGCUACCUGCAGGGCACGAGCUGCAUCGCGGGCGUGCUGGUGCCCGGGCAGGACGGCUCGGGCCGGCCCGAGAAGAUGAGCAUCUACCAGGCCAUGUGGAAGGGCGUGCUGCGGCCCGGCACGGCCCUGGUGCUGCUGGAGGCGCAGGCGGCCACGGGCUUCGUCGUGGACCCCGUGGGCAACCAGAGGCUGUCGGUGGAGGAGGCCGUGGCCGCGGGCCUGGUGGGCGGGGAGAUCCGGGACAAGCUGCUGUCGGCCGAGCGAGCCGUCACCGGCUACACUGACCCCUACUCCGGGGAGCAGAUCUCCCUCUUCCAGGCCAUGAAGCGUGACCUGAUCGUGCACGACCACGGCAUCCGCCUGCUGGAGGCCCAGAUCGCCACGGGGGGCGUCAUCGACCCCGUGCACAGCCACCGAGUGCCCGUCGACGUGGCCUACAGGCGCGGCUACUUCGACGAGGACAUGAACCGCGUGCUGGCCGACCCCAGCGACGACACCAAGGGCUUCUUCGACCCCAACACGCACGAGAACCUCACCUACAUGCAGCUGCUGCGCCGCUGCGUGCAGGACCCCGACACGGGGCUCUACAUGCUGCAGCUUGCACCCCGGGGCUCUGCCCUGCACCAGCUGAGCGACGAGCUGCGCCAGGCCCUGCGCCAGGCCCGAGUCACCCUGGCCUCGGGCCCCCUGCAGGCCCAGAGCCUCUCGGUCUGGGAGCUGCUCUUCUACCGCGAGGUGUCCGAGAGCCAGAGGCAGGACCUGCUGCGCAGGUACCGGGCCGGGGAGCUCACCGCCCAGGACCUGGGGGCCUCCCUCGCCUCCCUGCUGGCCAGGGCCCAGACCGCCACCGGGAGCCCCGGCGCAGAACCCUCGGACACGCAGGGCGCCCUGCGGGCCGCCACCAUGGAGGUGCGCGUGGGUCCCCUUAGGGGCCCGGCGGUGCCCGUGUGGGAUGUGCUGGCGUCCAGCUACGUGAGCGGCGCCACCCGCCAGCAGCUGCUGGCCCAGUUCAGCUCGGGCAGCCUGGGCCUGCCCUCUCUGACCCGCAGGCUGACCACCAUCAUCGAGGAGGCCGAGACGGAAAAGGACAGUGGGGCCGCUCAAGGCCAAAGGCGGCCCGGUCCCCAGGGGCCAGGGGACGGUCCCUCAGGGUCCUCCUGGGUCAAGACCGAGACCGAGACCGAGUCCGAGUCAGCCAGACGCCAGCAGGAGCAAGCCCUGCGUGCCGCCACCAUGGAGGUGCACGUGGGCCAGUUCCGCGGGCGCACAGUGUCCGUGUGGGACGUGCUCUUCUCCUCCUACCUGAGCCAGGCGCGGCGGGAGGAGCUCCUGGCCCAGCACCAGGCUGGCUCCCUGGGCCUGGAGGGCCUGGUCAGCCUGCUGACGCAGCUCAUCCAGGAGGCCGAGGAGAGGCUGAGCAAGGUGUCCUUCCGGGGCCUGCGGCGCCAGGUGUCCGCCUCUGAGCUGCACACGUCCGGCAUCCUGGGCCCCGACACCCUGCGGGACCUGGCCCAGGGCACCAAGAGCCUGCAGGAGGUGACGGAGAUGGACUCGGUGAAGCGCUACCUGCAGGGCACGAGCUGCAUCGCGGGCGUGCUGGUGCCCGGGCAGGACGGCUCGGGCCGGCCCGAGAAGAUGAGCAUCUACCAGGCCAUGUGGAAGGGCGUGCUGCGGCCCGGCACGGCCCUGGUGCUGCUGGAGGCGCAGGCGGCCACGGGCUUCGUCGUGGACCCCGUGGGCAACCAGAGGCUGUCGGUGGAGGAGGCCGUGGCCGCGGGCCUGGUGGGCGGGGAGAUCCGGGACAAGCUGCUGUCGGCCGAGCGAGCCGUCACCGGCUACACUGACCCCUACUCCGGGGAGCAGAUCUCCCUCUUCCAGGCCAUGAAGCGUGACCUGAUCGUGCACGACCACGGCAUCCGCCUGCUGGAGGCCCAGAUCGCCACGGGGGGCGUCAUCGACCCCGUGCACAGCCACCGAGUGCCCGUCGACGUGGCCUACAGGCGCGGCUACUUCGACGAGGACAUGAACCGCGUGCUGGCCGACCCCAGCGACGACACCAAGGGCUUCUUCGACCCCAACACGCACGAGAACCUCACCUACAUGCAGCUGCUGCGCCGCUGCGUGCAGGACCCCGACACGGGGCUCUACAUGCUGCAGCUUGCACCCCGGGGCUCUGCCCUGCACCAGCUGAGCGACGAGCUGCGCCAGGCCCUGCGCCAGGCCCGAGUCACCCUGGCCUCGGGCCCCCUGCAGGCCCAGAGCCUCUCGGUCUGGGAGCUGCUCUUCUACCGCGAGGUGUCCGAGAGCCAGAGGCAGGACCUGCUGCGCAGGUACCGGGCCGGGGAGCUCACCGCCCAGGACCUGGGGGCCUCCCUCGCCUCCCUGCUGGCCAGGGCCCAGACCGCCACCGGGAGCCCCGGCGCAGAACCCUCGGACACGCAGGGCGCCCUGCGGGCCGCCACCAUGGAGGUGCGCGUGGGUCCCCUUAGGGGCCCGGCGGUGCCCGUGUGGGAUGUGCUGGCGUCCAGCUACGUGAGCGGCGCCACCCGCCAGCAGCUGCUGGCCCAGUUCAGCUCGGGCAGCCUGGGCCUGCCCUCUCUGACCCGCAGGCUGACCACCAUCAUCGAGGAGGCCGAGACGGAAAAGGACAGUGGGGCCGCUCAAGGCCAAAGGCGGCCCGGUCCCCAGGGGCCAGGGGACGGUCCCUCAGGGUCCUCCUGGGUCAAGACCGAGACCGAGACCGAGUCCGAGUCAGCCAGACGCCAGCAGGAGCAAGCCCUGCGUGCCGCCACCAUGGAGGUGCACGUGGGCCAGUUCCGCGGGCGCACAGUGUCCGUGUGGGACGUGCUCUUCUCCUCCUACCUGAGCCAGGCGCGGCGGGAGGAGCUCCUGGCCCAGCACCAGGCUGGCUCCCUGGGCCUGGAGGGCCUGGUCAGCCUGCUGACGCAGCUCAUCCAGGAGGCCGAGGAGAGGCUGAGCAAGGUGUCCUUCCGGGGCCUGCGGCGCCAGGUGUCCGCCUCUGAGCUGCACACGUCCGGCAUCCUGGGCCCCGACACCCUGCGGGACCUGGCCCAGGGCACCAAGAGCCUGCAGGAGGUGACGGAGAUGGACUCGGUGAAGCGCUACCUGCAGGGCACGAGCUGCAUCGCGGGCGUGCUGGUGCCCGGGCAGGACGGCUCGGGCCGGCCCGAGAAGAUGAGCAUCUACCAGGCCAUGUGGAAGGGCGUGCUGCGGCCCGGCACGGCCCUGGUGCUGCUGGAGGCGCAGGCGGCCACGGGCUUCGUCGUGGACCCCGUGGGCAACCAGAGGCUGUCGGUGGAGGAGGCCGUGGCCGCGGGCCUGGUGGGCGGGGAGAUCCGGGACAAGCUGCUGUCAGCCGAGCGAGCCGUCACCGGCUACACUGACCCCUACUCCGGGGAGCAGAUCUCCCUCUUCCAGGCCAUGAAGCGUGACCUGAUCGUGCACGACCACGGCAUCCGCCUGCUGGAGGCCCAGAUCGCCACGGGGGGCAUCAUCGACCCCGUGCACAGCCACCGAGUGCCCGUCGACGUGGCCUACAGGCGCGGCUACUUCGACGAGGACAUGAACCGCGUGCUGGCCGACCCCAGCGACGACACCAAGGGCUUCUUCGACCCCAACACGCACGAGAACCUCACCUACAUGCAGUUGAUGCAGCGCUGCGUAGUGGACCCAGACACUGGGUUUUUACUUCUUUCUCUGUCUAAAUGAUUUUUUUGUAACUUCUUUUUUAUCUUCUACAAUAUAUGUUUAGAGAUAUAUUUUUCGUUAUGUUAUGUGCUGUUUUUUCUUUUUCC
Erinaceus europaeus (western European hedgehog) is the source of this 13715-nucleotide messenger RNA. It is a transcript of the gene EPPK1, whose product is annotated as epiplakin 1. The record is from RefSeq and is a predicted model, not a curated record. Gene Ontology annotation, molecular function: keratin filament binding; structural molecule activity. NCBI's taxonomy places the organism in Eukaryota, Metazoa, Chordata, Mammalia, Eulipotyphla, Erinaceidae. The transcript is spliced from 2 exons. Bases 112 to 13629 code for a protein of 4505 amino acids. Gene Ontology annotation, cellular component: cytoplasm; cell junction; cytoskeleton. Gene Ontology annotation, biological process: intermediate filament bundle assembly; wound healing.